This is a messenger RNA of Sordaria macrospora k-hell, 864 nucleotides long. RefSeq lists its product as uncharacterized. Lineage: Eukaryota; Fungi; Ascomycota; Sordariomycetes; Sordariales; Sordariaceae. The record is from RefSeq and is a predicted model, not a curated record. Gene Ontology annotation, molecular function: diphthine synthase activity. Gene Ontology annotation, biological process: protein histidyl modification to diphthamide.
AUGUUGUACCUCGUUGGUCUUGGUCUCUCCGAUGAGACGGACAUUACCGUCAAGGGUCUCGAGGUUGUCAAGAAGGCCGAGCGUGUCUACCUCGAGGCUUACACCAGCAUCCUCCUUGUGGACCAGGCUACUCUUGAAUCCUACUAUGGCCGCUCCAUCGUCGUCGCCGACCGCGAGAUGGUCGAAUCCGACAGCGACGAGAUCCUCCGGGACGCCGAUAAAGUCGACGUAGCCUUCUGCGUUGUCGGCGACCCGUUCGGCGCCACCACUCACACGGACCUCGUCUUGCGCGCGCGCGAGCUGGGCAUCCAGGUGCGCACCGUGCCCAACGCCUCCAUCAUGAGCGGCAUCGGCGCCGCUGGCCUGCAGCUGUACAACUUUGGCCAGACGGUCAGCAUGGUGUUCUUCCUCGACAACUGGCGCCCUGCGAGCUUCUACGACCGCAUCAAGGAGAACCGCUCCAUCGGCCUGCACACGCUCGUGCUGCUGGACAUCAAGGUCAAGGAGCAGAGCCUGGAGAACAUGGCGCGCGGCAGGAAGAUCUACGAGCCGCCCAGGUACAUGACGGUCGGCACCUGCGCAAAGCAGAUGUUGGAGAUCGAGGAGGAGAAGCAGGAGGGUGUCUAUGGUCCUGAUAGUCUGGCCAUUGGCUGCGCCCGUGUCGGUGGAAAGACGGAGAAGUUCGUGUCCGGCACGCUCAAGGAGCUCUGCGAUGCUGAUGAUCUGCUGGGUCCCCCGCUGCACAGCUUGAUCCUUCUGGGAUGCAGGACGCACGAGCUCGAGCACGACUUCGUGAGAGAGUUUGCCGUCGACAAGGAGAACUGGGACAGGAUAUGGAAGGCUGAUUACCGCGGAAAGCAGUAG